GGGUUGAUAUUGUUUUGAUUGUUCAUUCAAGUUCAAACUUGAAUUUGAUUCAUCUGAUCUAACCAAUGAAAUCAAAAUCGGGAUUCGAUUGCAGUUGCAGGUCUCUCUAUUUGGUGCUUAUUACUUAUUAUUAAGGUUUCUUUCUUCUGUUGAAAUGGUCUUUAGUAAUUAUAGUUCUGCCAAUGAAUCUCAUUGUUUAAUUCUGAUUAUACCUUUCCCGAAAUGCAAUUAGCGUCAAAUGGUGACAAGGAAGAAUGUUCAGAAAGCGAACCCAUCUUGAAUCAUCACCAUCUUCAUUUGCCACCACCCGGAGAAUCCUCCUUUUCCUGUGAAAUUAUUCCUAUUUCUGCUGCUGCUUCCGGCGAUGAUGAUUUACAAAACGUUCGGGUUGAUGAGACUUGUCAUCUCGUAAAUGCAGAUCAGCCACAAUGCCGAAUAUGCCUCGAUAUUGGAGGAGAAGAUUUAAUUGCUCCAUGCCAUUGCAAAGGUACGCAAAAGUACGUCCACAGAUCAUGUCUCGAUAAUUGGAGAUCCACCAAGGAGGGGUUCGCGUUUUCUCACUGUACAGAGUGCAGAGCUGUCUUCAUAUUACGUGCAAAUGUCCCACCAGAUCGGUGGUGGUUGAGAUUAAAAUUUCAGUUCCUUGUUGCUAGAGAUCAUGCAUUCAUUUUCAUAAUUGUUCAGCUGGUUGUUGCUUUCUUGGGAGUGCUUGUGUACAAAUUUUAUGGAGAUGAACUGAGGGAAAUGUUUGGUUAUGAAGAACAUCCAUAUGGAUUUUAUACAAUGGCUGUUCUAGCCAUUGUUUUGGUUGGUUUGCUCUAUGGCUUCUUCAUAGCGAUAAUAUGUGGUCAAAGAAUCAAUGAACGCCACUACCAUGUUCUUGCCAAACAAGAAUUGACUAAGGAAUAUGUGGUUGAAGAUCGAGAACAUGUAAAGAAUGUGCCUGAACUUGACCCCAGCCAUGUGACAGAGCUAAGGAUGUUGGGCCUUUACUAGUUGGAUGCAUCUUCUGCAUAGUCACAUUGAAUUUGUUGUAUUUGCGGCUUGUCUCCAUGGUCCCCUUCACAUUUGUAGAUCACAUUGGUCUGUUCAGAGUGAUGCCCCAUUAAUAUGGCUGUUUGGGCACCAACUGGCAGUGCACAGCCACAUGGGUGUUGUUUAUUGUACUCUAUUUUGAUUCUUUAUUUUUAAUUUAUAUUUUUCUGGCGAAACUUGUGAAAGAAACAUGCAGUUCACCUAGAAAAUUGCUCUUGUGAAUCAAUGUUGUUUGGUGGAGUAUAAAGGAAAAAGGUGCAGAUCCUAUGAACAUGAGAUAUUUUGUAUUUGUAACUUGUAUAAGUCCCUUGAUGUAACUUAUUUUACAAUAUUUUUUUCAUUUCUAUACAAAAUAUUAUAAUCGAAUGUAGAUUUUUCCUUUCCAAAA
Messenger RNA from Glycine soja, 1423 nucleotides. Its product is annotated as E3 ubiquitin-protein ligase MARCH2-like. The transcript is spliced from 8 exons. Gene Ontology annotation, molecular function: zinc ion binding. Lineage: Eukaryota; Viridiplantae; Streptophyta; Magnoliopsida; Fabales; Fabaceae. The coding region runs from base 223 to 996 and encodes 257 amino acids. The record is from RefSeq and is a predicted model, not a curated record.